Molecule: messenger RNA, 8061 nt
Organism: Athalia rosae (coleseed sawfly)
Lineage: Eukaryota; Metazoa; Arthropoda; Insecta; Hymenoptera; Athaliidae
Exons: 12
Coding region: 1798-3288 (496 amino acids)
Molecular function (GO): protein binding
Source: RefSeq, a predicted model, not a curated record
AUAUGGGGUGAGAAAAUUUACUUUCCAUUUUCUAUUCAUUUAUCAUGGUAUCGAGCAUGAUUAUUUUCCUCCCACGGAUCGCGGUUCGAAUGAAGAAAAAAAUUGAAGAAUGGGUCGUAUAUUUAUUCAGGAAAAAUUUCAAACGAGGCUCCUUUCCCCGCAGAUACGAUCGGGGUAACGAAAACGAACUUUGAAACAACAUUAAUUUUAAUUUCACAUUCUAAUGCACCAAUUCGGUAAAUACGGACGCCUGAAACGAUCAUUUUUCCCGGGGUUGAAAAUGAAAAGUGGUAAAAGCAAUUUAUAUGUAAAACUGCAAACUUCCGUAUUUAUGAUGGGGAUGUAUUUUGGAAUUCAUUUUCGGGGAAUUCCGCGAUUUGGUGCACCGUUAAAUUGUCUGUUUGAAAUUUUCCAUUGUUCCGCUGCAAUCGGCAGCAUCUGCAUUAGGAACAAUGUUAUAAACAAUGAGGAGCGGUGUAAAAGAGAGAGAGAGAAAGAAGACGAUAAAGAGCGUCGGCGUCGCGACGCCAGCUAGCAGGUGGCGCCGUACGUCGGUCUUAUCGUCGAGAUAGUGAAAGACCUUUCUGUUUCGGAGUGAUACGGUUCUCCACGGAAAAUCACUCUUCCCGCAUUCAGUGUUCGCGCACCCGCCAAUCAAUUCGUACUCGUUCAAAUACGCGAGAAUAGGUUUGUAAGAAGAAAAAAUAACUCCAAAGGGAUUAAAAAAAUUAUAAGCAAAUUGAUUAAAAUUUAAAAAAAAAAGCGGAUAACUAGUGCUGAAUAUAUUUUUUUGAAUCACCAUUUUGUUUUUGGUUUUUUUUUUUGGAUUUUUUUUUGGAUUUUCCAUUCCGGUAUUCUGACCUCGACAACAUAGAUUAUUCAUGCAAUAUAGGUAUAGAAAAUAUUGAAAAACGUUGUGCGGGAAUCAAGGACGAUUCUAUCAUCAUCAUCAUCAUCAUCAUCGAUAUCGUUACUAUAUCGUCAAAGGGUGACGAGAUGUAAAAAUGUUUUUUUCACAUAUUUUCAAAAUUCUUGAAUAGGAUAAGUAUAAUUAUGUGAUGAAAGAUAUGAUGAUGAAAAUAUCUGAAAAUUUGAAAAGUUUCGGUGUUGUGUAUAAUUACGUGUAAUUUUCGAUUGAUAAUGAUAUUUUAAAAACAACGAAGAGAAAAAUUUUACGAAAUACAUCCACGAUGUUGUUUUAUCGUCAAUAAUCGUUCGAUAACAGUGGUACGAUGAUCAUUUCGUGUGAGAUGAAUAAAAUGAAUGUCAGUGGCGUUACAAGUGAUUUUUCAUGUGACCGAAGAGUACUGACAAACGACGGAGAGGGUGAUAAUAUCGAGGUACACCUACUACUACUACCUACACCUACGUACGUUGUAAGCGUGAUGUGUACGAGAAUACAAUUUGGAGUAACGAGCUUUUGCGGCGUCAUGUAGCUGAACCAUCUGGUUGAUGAAACUCUUGGGAAUAAAAGCUGAACGUCACAAGAGCCGCACCUAACGAAUAUAACGAUACUGUAGGCUCUUCGUUAUUUUUCAUUUUUCGUUACUUUUUUUUCGUUUUGUUAGUUUAUUUUUUAACGAAUCGUACGGGGCUGCGGUUAGUUGACGGGAGAGGGUGAACGAUAGGAGGAGAGGAUGGAAUACGGCUGGGUCCAUCGAUGCACGAGUUGAAUGUCCGGGUGAAACGGUGGAGGUCAAAGGGGUCGAAGGUGGGGUACUUCGGCUGACCGGAAGUACCAAAUAAAGUGGAGCUCCAAGGAGGCGCGGUCCAGUCCUGGCCCGCCACCCUGGAGGCAUGGUCCUUUGGGCCACCAUACUAAUUUUGCAAGGAGCUAGCCUCGUCGCUUAUCCUUGUUUGUUCGAAGGUUCGAUGCCCGGGAUACCAGGAGUUCCAGAGAAUAUAACGGUGAUGUUUGUCAAUCCAACUUCAGUCCGCGUCUCCUGGAGCACCAGUCAAGUUGAUCAAAUUGAAAAAUACGACGUUACCUAUAAACCAACCGAUGCCAGCCUGGACAGUUACAGGGUGGUGGCGGUUGUUGCUGGGAACAGCGAAGCGGUAACUCUGAGUGGUCUUACAGCUGACACGCAAUAUCAGCUGGUUGUUACGGCCGUAAGGGCCGGAAAAAAAUUGCGCAGUCGUCCGAUCGUCUUCCGAACUUUAGAACCGCCGCGAACAUCCCCGCAGCAGGACGCAGCAGGUGCGGUCACCGGAGGUCCGACCCCUCCGCCUCCACCUUCUGCCCAACAACCGCAGCCCUAUAUUCAGAUUCGCGGCGUUGAAGUCGGUAUCGUAGUGCUGGUGUUGGUUGUCUGGGCGGGAGCGAUCGCCCUGUUUUUUAAUCGUUGGGGAAAAAUUCGUAUGCUUCUUCCCUACCAGCCCGAUUACAAGGAACAGCUGAAAGUACCUGGAACGGGAGUUUGCGCCGCUGCUACCACUAGUUGCAAUCAACACUCGACGCAGCACGCCUGCUCCCAGCAUCUGCACUGGUCGAACCAUCACGUCGAUUCCCUGGACAGCGGGGGUGGUUUGGGGUGGCCCAGACCUACGAGACCUCGGGUUAACAGCGCGAUAGACGUCGCCGGAUUUCUGUCCCAGGAAUUCGUACGACGUCACGGUUCGACUUCGAGGCUUUGUCGCAAAGUUCGCAGUGCAGAUAAUUUGCCAUUGGCGACCUCAAGCAGUGGUCAACAUGACCGAAGGGAACUUCGCAACAUCGGCGACGAUCUUGCGGAAGACGACCGCCACGACGACCGUGAAACUUUCCUAAAGAACUCUGCGAAUUCGAGAGACCACGAGCGUGACUCCAGGGAUCAACGAAGAACCAGGGACGAUGAAGUUAACUUUUACGCACAGAUUAACCAGGAAAAUGUCCCCAGGGAAUCCGACAUCGCCGUACAAGAAUCUCCUUAUCACCAACAAACUUUCAGGGAUUCUGGAACCGCAACCACCGCAACGUCUCUUGUGGCUCGACGUUUUGGGGGCGGUUGGCGUGUGGGCGGAAGUCACGAAUAUGUUAGAUGUCCGGUUCGGCAGCCAGCCUCAAUGGACGAAAGAUUUUAUCGUCGUUCCUGCGAUCCGGAUUUCGGCCGUUCUCACCGGCAUCACAAUCAUCCUCCAGGACAUCAUUUGCACCACGUCGAUCACCACGCGAGGAGUUGCGAUUACGCUCGUCGUACGCCUGAGACAAGCCUUGACCAAACGCCGCAGCAUUUCGGUCUGCCAAUUUUGAGUAUUUCCGAGCCAAGCCCCCCCGACGAAAUGGACCGCGUUGACGAGUACUUGUAGAAUUUGCUUGCCGAGGAGGUCAUCGAAGAACUCCUCGUUUGACGGCCGUACCUACGCCGCGUCAGAUUAUACUCCGCGGUCAUCGCCGUCGUCUCCAUAUAUUUCAUCGGCAAAUUCUGCAAAUGGCUCCAUAAUCGUCGCGGUGCGGUUACGAUUAGCUGACAUUUUACCAUUGUGCGGAUCGCGCGCCAGACAAUUUUAAUCUUCGAACACUUCGUGAUAUUCGUGUGUUAAUUGAUAAAGAAUUUGAAGAAAAAUUAACGAAUAAAUUAAUCGAUCAAUGAAUAUUAUAAAGUAAACAAUAAGAAAGAACAAGUGAAGUAAUUUAUCGAGUUACUAUAUAACGCGUAUAAAAUUUAUUUAUAUUGAGAUAUAAAUUGCAUGAAGUUUUCUCCUAAUUCAUAAUUGCUAUGAAUACCUAAAUUCUCAUAAAAAGUAUAUUACAUCCCGUCUACUCGGGAUAUAAUAGAUUCUAAAGAGAACAAACAAAGAUUGAGAAAAAAAAAAGUAAUGAAAAAACUAUUUCCGUAAAUUUGAACACCUGCAGAGUUUAAGCGGGACCAAAACCCCUCCCUAAACUAAUGAAAAUUGAAAAAUGAUUGUAAUAAUAAUGAUAUUUUUAAAACCAUAUCAAGAAAAUCCCCUUUAACAAAAAAAUCUUUCCCUCUUCCUCCCUGAUGGAUCCGUGGAUUGUCAAGUGAAAAUAUAAUUAAAAUAAUAAUAGAAUUAUAAAAAAUCAAAAGUAAACUGAAUCACACCACAUGACACCACUUUUUGUAUCGUUAUAAGAAUUGAAGAAUAAAUGAAUGAAUAAAAUUAAAAAAAAAAUAACGCAUGUAAAUAUAUAAAAAUGAGUAAUAACGAGAGAUAACACAUUUUUUUCAACCUCGUUUUGUUUCUGCGUAUACGGUAUUUUUUUUUUUUUUUUACCCCCCUCUAAAUUGCUUUUAAUGUAUUGUAUAAAACCUGAUGUUCCUCAAUUUGCGCGAUGUGCUUUGUAUAACUAAUUAUACAUUUACGGCGACUGCCCGACGGUUUCCAACCACCCAAAGUUCUGUAACUAAUUCGUUAAUGGCCCCGUGUUAACGUAUGCACGAUUGCAGAUAGAUACUAUAUGUGUAUACCUACAUGUAUAUACAUAAGUAGAUACACACGGUCAUACGCAUAUGGACAAAUGUGCGAAAAUAGAAAAAAGCGAAACGUGAAAAACGCAAAAAAAAUAUGAACAGUGGAGCAGCUGGUAUACAUACAAAAUGUUUAAAACGUUACGUACGUACGUACGUAUGCUCCAACAAUAUUCGCGUUUAUAAUCAUCGGCGUCAAAAUAUAGAUUUGUAGAAAAUUAUAUUUGUACUUUUAACAAAGAUGUAAUCAGCAAUAUCCAUUAUAUAUGUUAUACGUGUGUUCUGCAUGAAGUUGAGGUUUGCAAAAGAAAUUUACGGAUCGAUUGAACAAUGCAGCAUGUACAUACCUAUGUAUAUAUAAUUUUUGAAGCAGAAAACGUUAACACUGGUAACCUCGAUGAGUAAUUUUUUUUCUCUGUACAAUCUUAUGCAUUGAUCGGAUCAAAUAAUUGAAAAAGUAAAACGAAAAAACAAAAGACGAGAAGACAAAAUGUCCGCUUGUAGCACAUGCGUUAUAACAACAAUAUCACUGACAUAGUUUACAACGAUUUGCGGAGUUAUUUCGAUGCAAAAACAACGGAGGAAAUGAAAACAAACUUCACCUCCAGGUUGAGGUACAUACAUACACGCAGUUAAUUGUUCAUCGUCAGGUACACUGCCUAGAAAAACUUAAUAAUUUUCACAAUUAAUUAUUUGAAUUCACUAUUUUCUUUGCUACAAAAAAAAGUUGAUUUCGUUUGAAACCAAAAAUUGCUUUCCCACAUAUAAACACGCAAUGAUAUUGAUUUCAUUUGAAGUUUGGCGAUGAAUUCCUAUAAAAUUACCCUCACAAAUACGAAUAUACAUACCAUGUGUAACAUACAAAUUUGAAUGUUUACCUAUAUUUACAAAGAUCCAUAUGACACACAUUUAUUCAUAAUCUAUAUUAUGGAAAUUGUAACAACCUUAUAGCUUUAAACGAUGAGACCAAAGAAUAUAAAUAUGCCGGAUUAAAAUUCGUGAUCCUUAUAAAUAAAAUCUUAUAAUAUCAAUUGAUAAUUGAGGCGAAUAAUUAUUUACACCGAUAAAAAAUAGGAAUAAUCAUUUAUAAUUAUCAUACAUGUAUACCUGUACCAUAUGUAACGGGUAUAUUAAUUUUACAAGGAGUGAAAUAAAAAUGACAAUUUUACCUCGCUGCGGCAGAAAAUUAUUGUGUAAAUAACAUUGAAGGAUUGGGAAAAAAAAAUUGACAUAUUUCUGAUUGAAAAAAUAUUAUACAUACAAUGUAGAUAUACAUAUAUUAUACAUAUACACCUAUAAUAGGUACACCAUCCAACGAGUAUCAAUAUUACAUGUGUACCGACUAAUUAAUAAAACAUGAACCUGUAUAAAUUAUUUACGGCUAUAAUUUGUAGUGCGAUACAUUUAUAACCAUGGUUAUACUGCACCGAAUCUUCCGAUAUUUCCAUAAAUAUCUACUUGAAUUGAAAAUUUGAAUUAGGUAUUAACAUUUUAAUUGGAGAUGAAAUAAUUAUCGAGUCACUGAAAGUUAUGAAAGUAUCUGGAGUUGAUUCUGAAUACAAAAGUUUUAAUAACAUCCGUGCAAAAACGCGAAAAGUUAAUAAUAAUCAUAAACUGAAAGUCAAUGUCCUGUCGUUAUCUCUAAUAAGACAUAUGAAUAUGGUAAUAAUGGUACCAAAAGUUUGUUGAUAAGGAUAUUAAACAAAGAAUUAUAAUAUUAUAAUCGUCAUAUCGUUAUAUCUUGCAUAAUUUUCUAGUCAUGAGAUCGUCUUACUUAUAUAUCAUUAGACAAAAUAACUAAGAAAAGAAGAAACAAAGAAGGGUUUAGGUUCAAGUAGUUCAAAGUUAAAUCCUCAGCAUCUCAUAGAAUCUUUGAUCAUUGAAAAUAGAUAUUUUGCAAAAUUAUACCACACGCCUGAAGUAGGUAUUGUAUAGAUCAGAUAUAUUGAAAAGUACAUGUAUACAUACCAAUUUAUGAAUUAAAAAGACGGUAGUCCGAUCACCGCAUUCAAUUUAUAACGAUUGAAACGAGGAGGUACUUUAAAAAGUUCAAUUCGAAUCAAUAACUCUUGCCCUAAAUCUUAAGCCUUUCACCUUGAAGUACCUAUAAAUAUGUGUGUAUUGUAUGUACAUAUGUAUAUAUAUAAUAUCAUAUACCAUAUAAUAUCCUCGUCAGCAACCAAUUAUUAUUCCCUACUUUAUUAAGUGACGUACACCUCGCUCUCGGCGUGCCUAAGCACCUGAUCUAUGUAUAGUACACACCUACACACCUAAAUGCUACAUAUUGUAUAUACAAUACAUAUAAGUAUUAUUAUAUGUAUAUUACAUAUAUUACACGUGUACAGCAGGUCAGGUUUGGUCUUCACACGCUCGAUUGUUAAUUUAUUAUAACUAUUUGAGGAGGACUAGGAAAACGGGGGCGCAGGGUGAAUUGAACCCUGACGAUCUCGAUAUAACCAUGCGCGGAACGUCUGACUCUGACAACUUGACAUAAUGUGUGAUUGUAUAUUUGUCGGUGAUAUUAUAUGCAAUUUAUAGCUAAUGGCAUUGUAUGUACAUCAAUGAGUUAGGAAUGGAGUCGACCGCGGCCCAGCUGUGCCAGCUGAACAAGUUUCAUCGAUUCCUUCGAGAGUCAAUCAAUUAUUCAACCUCACCCGCUCGAUGCGGAGUCCCCCUUUGAACCUGUCGUAGACGCGUACCGGUAAAUGUAUUAUUAUAUGUAUAUUUUAUGUAAACAUGUAUAAUAUCAUGACUUUUUACCGGCCGCGAAGCACUCGACUAUCGCAUAUUUCGAUUAUGAUUUUCAUCCUCCGUAUUUUUCAAAGCGAAAAAUAUUCCCUGCUCGGAUACUUUUUUGAAGGGGUGAUACACAUGUGCGGCGAGAAUGUGUAAAACCGUGGGGAAAAUUCGAAAUCAACGAUUUUUUACCUAAAACAGAAAUACUUUCGCGCUAUUCUAGUUUGAUAGGGACGUGCCUUCGCCGGAACCGUCAUAACAUCCAGCUUUUGGAGCUAGACGACAUUUUCAUAGUUACUCGAUGAUUCGGCGUCAGGUAAAGGGUAGUCGUCGCAAGGUCUUUAGUAAAAUCAAUAGAAUAGCGUAGGACGAACAGCUUUGUACGUUGUAUCUAUUGCUAAAAUCAUCCUAAUUCGAUAGCCUUAUAAUCGUAGACGAAAAUUUUCUCUAUUUGAGGUUUCAUCCUACUCUGCUCCGAAUUUAUAUUUGUAUUAUAUUAUACCUAUAUCGACUACACGCUAUACAUCAUUUAUUUUCCGAGCAUGUCGGUAAUAACGAAGAAAUAUAUAUUUACACGCGGUAUUAGGAGGAAGGGGUGUACGAUAACGAUAGUUAUUAACAAUAAUGAUGAUGACACGGAUAUAGAAUUUAAUCAAGCCGCGCAUAUCUCUUAUUAAACUAUUUCACUAUCGCCAUGUAAAAUUCGCGUGUAUAGAUCGUUAAAAAUAUACCUAUAAUUGUCAUCAUUCGGGUCCAAGAAAUAUAAUAUACCUACAUAGAUAAUAAUUAUUGUAUGAUAAUAUAAAAUACGUGGUCAAUUUUUAACGAUAUUAAUAUGUAGAGCAGAUAUACCUAUAGCUUAUAAGAUCUGUCGGUUUAUUUCGUAUAAAAAUUGAUAUAUGAAUAAUGAAAA